Messenger RNA from Aspergillus wentii DTO 134E9, 1737 nucleotides. Its product is annotated as asparagine synthetase B. The transcript is spliced from 9 exons. Gene Ontology annotation, molecular function: asparagine synthase (glutamine-hydrolyzing) activity. Lineage: Eukaryota; Fungi; Ascomycota; Eurotiomycetes; Eurotiales; Aspergillaceae. The record is from RefSeq and is a predicted model, not a curated record. Gene Ontology annotation, cellular component: cytosol. Bases 1 to 1737 code for a protein of 578 amino acids.
AUGUGUGGUAUUUUCGCGUGUCACCAGCACCCCGAUGUGCAAAAGUUCAAGCCCACGGCUUUGCGCAUGGCCAAGGCUGUGCGCCACCGUGGACCGGACUGGAGCGGUAACUUUACUUGCAACAACACUAUUCUCGCUCACGAGCGUCUGAGUAUCGUCGGUGUCGACUCCGGAGCGCAGCCCCUUGUCAACGAGGACGAAUCCCUCGUCCUGGCCGUCAAUGGCGAAAUCUACAACCACCGUAUCCUGAGAAAGGGAUUGAAGACCAACUACAACUUCAAGACACAUUCGGAUUGUGAAGUGGUUAUUCCUUUGUACAUGGAACACGGUCUCGACGCACCCAAGCAUCUCGAUGGCAUGUUCUCUUGGGUUCUUUACGAUAAGAAGGAAGACCGUGUCAUUGCCGCACGCGAUCCCAUCGGUGUUACCAGCUUCUACAUUGGAUGGUCGUCCGAGACCCCCGGCGCUGUUUUCUUUGCCUCGGAGUUGAAGUCUUUGCACCCAGUCUGCGACAAGAUCGAGGCUUUCCCUCCUGGCCAUGUCUACAACUCCAAGGACGGUUCUAUGACUCGCUACUUCCAGCCUAACUGGUGGGACCCCGCCAACAUUCCCUCGACCCCCGUCGACUACAAGGAGAUCCGCAGAAGCUUCGAGAGAGCCGUUCGCAAGCGUCUUAUGGCUGAGGUUCCCUACGGUGUUUUGCUGUCUGGUGGCUUGGACUCGAGUUUGGUGGCAUCCAUUGCCCAGCGUGAGACCCUACGUAUGCAGGAGGCAUCUUUGAAGGCCGCGGUCGAGGCCCAGCUUCACAAGCAAACCGGCGCUUCUGAGUUGGUCGGUAUUGAUGACUCCAACGAACUGUCCACUGUCACCACCUUCCAGCAACUGCACUCUUUCUCCAUUGGUCUCCCAGGCGCACCCGACACCGAGGCUGCCAUUGAAGUCGCCAACUUCCUCGGAACCAAGCACCACGCUUUCACUUUCACUGUCCAGGACGGUCUCGACGCUCUUUCCGACGUUAUCUACCACCUUGAGACAUAUGAUGUGACCACCAUCCGUGCAUCCACCCCUAUGUACUUGCUUAGCCGCAAGAUCAAGGCCAUGGGUGUCAAGAUGGUUCUGAGUGGAGAGGGAAGUGAUGAGACCUUUGGUGGCUACCUCUAUUUCCACGCAGCCCCCAACAAGGAGGAAUUCCACGCCGAGACCGUCCGCCGUGUCAAGAACCUGCACUUGGCAGACUGCCUGAGAGCUAACAAGUCGACAUCCGCAUGGGGUCUGGAAGCCCGUGUGCCUUUCCUGGACAAGGACUUCCUUUCAUAUGCUAUGGGCGUGGACCCUAAGGACAAGAUGAUCACCGGUGACCGUAUCGAGAAGCACAUGCUGCGGAAAGCGUUCGACACCACCGAUGAGCCUGACGUCAAGGCAUACUUGCCCGACAAGAUUCUCUGGCGCCAGAAGGAGCAGUUCAGUGACGGUGUUGGCUACAGCUGGAUUGAUGGACUGAAGGACCAGGCCGAGAUCGAGGUGACGGAUGAGAUGUUGAAGAACCCCAAGCCCGAGUGGGGAACUGACAUCCCUGACACCAAGGAAGCUUACUGGUACCGCUGCAUGUUUGAUGAGCUCUUCCCUGCCUCUUGCGCAGGCACUGUCGAGCGCUGGACCCCGACUUGGUCGAAGCAGACCGAUCCCAGUGGAAGAGCUAUCGCUACCCACAACGCCAAGUACAAGAACGUCGAGUAA